AUGCGGGGACCACCCUGGUCAGCGGGCACGAGGAUGUUCAGUUCGGUGGAUGACUCCUCCGAUAGCAGCGACACGAGCAGCGAGUGUUGGAACCCGCGUUCACCUGGAGAACAUAGUAUUGGUAGUCGUCCCUCGGGGGGCGAUGUGUCCCCGAGCAAGCUGGCCUUGCCUGCUCUGGCUACAGCCCUGCGUGCUUCAAGAGCUCGAGCGGCCGCGGCUCAGGCGAAAGCUUCUCGGUUACUGGAGGAGACGGGACGCCUACGCGACGCCCUGAAAGUCGCUCGCAAGGGAGAGGAAAGAGCGAACCGCUGCGAGACGGAGCUGGCCAAAAGCGAGGCCCGCGCACGCGAGCUCGAGAGCGACAACCGACGGAUCCGACGUGACCUAGACGGGGCCAGGCUUCGGAACAGGCAAAACGAAGCCAAGGCGCGCAGCUCCCUCUCGAUCCUCAGGACUUCCCUGGAAGGCCUCGAGCAAGAGCAGAGGGCAAGAUGCAAGCGCUGGAGAGCAACGACAAGGUCUCAGAGAGCUCUCCUCGAGUCUCUCCGGCGGCACGUCCAGCGCGGCCACCACUCGGCCCCGUCCUUCACCGCCUUCCAGCUCAUCGAGCAGAUCUUCGGGUGCCUCAAGACCCUGGAGUCGGAUGCGCAGCUCUCCCCCGCGCGGCGGAGACAACGCUCGCCCUCUGCCGCUUGUUCGCCCCUGACUGACCCUUCGCCUCCCCGUCGUGGAGGAUCGCCCAAGCGGUCGCCGCACGCCGCCGUCGCCGCCGCCGCCGCCGGCCCGCGGGUCACGGUGAAGGGGCUGACGCCGACACCGUCUAGUGUAUCGGAUCGGUUAGACGACGAGGAGGAUCCUGAUCUACGUACAGGGCGAGGGACAAACCUGCCCGCGGCGAUCGGUAUUGGUGGCGGCGGUGGUGGCCUGUAUUUUUCUUCCGACGGCGACGGCAGCGGCGUGGACGGAAGCAGCGGUAGCCAAGAGGAGUUCCAGACCCAAGAGGGGGGGGGAGGGAGAACGACAGCGAGGUUUUCGACGGAGUGGGCGUACCGCCUGGCGGUAACCAAGCUUACCGCACAGCUCAAGGCGGCGAGGGAAAGGCUGCACGGAGAGAAGGAGGCGGCGAGAUCGGCGGGCGAGAGGGUUGAGCAGCUGGAACUGGAAGUCGAAGGCUUGUCCUCGAAGGUCGCCGCGGCGGACGGCCAUCGUCGCAGGCUGGAAGCCAUGCUCAAGGAGACAAAGCGAGAGCGCGACGCGUUGAGGGCGCUCAGCGCAGCGCUCGGUAUCCUCCACCAACGUCAGGCGUCGUCAAGUCCCGCGUACCCCCCUGCACCACAACCGCCACCGCCGCCACCGCCGACCGCAUUUUCCGCUACCCCCCAAGCACCGACGGCGCCCACCCCUCAAGCGCCGGCUGUCUAUCCAGCAACGGUGAGCGAAGCGCUCUACGACCACGGAGGGGGUGCGCCGCGGUUGGAGCCCAGGGCGCUGGCCGCUGCGCGCAGCCGCGAUGGUGGCAGUGGCGGCGGGUGGUGGGAAGGUGGCGAAGGUACCGGCGUCGAGCCACGCUAUGGCCAGCGGCAUCAGCCCCAGCAGCACACCGCCGCACCCGACACAGGGGACGGUUUUAUGGGGUCUCCGGCCCCCGCCGUCCGCGGAGGCGCCGGAAGAGAGCCACCCCGCUCCGCGCGGCACGCCGAAAGCGCCGGGGUUGGCGGGCGCGAGCUGCUAACUCGAAGCGAGAUCCAGAGAAUCGUGGACGACGCCGUCAUGAACGGCACCGGGAGGAGGGGGACGGGCGACGGCGGCGGGGGCGAUGAUGUCGCCGGUGUUGGCGGUUCGCAUGCCGCCGGUGCGGAGCUACCGGGGGUCGGGUACAGAUGGCGGGAUACGUCGCUGGGCUUCGGUUCUAGCUCGCUUCUCGAUCGUGGUGGUGGCGGUGGCGGCGGUGGAAGAAGAUCUGCGGCGGCGGCGGCGGCGGCGGCGGCACCCACGGCCGCCGCCUCGUGUUCGGGACGCCGGAGGGACACCGCGUGGCUGUCAAGCCGGCCCCCCGCUACCGCUAUCGGCAGAACACCAGCAGAACGCGGGAUCGUUGUCGGUGCUGCGCGGGUGGGCGGACCCCCGCCACGGCCCAAAGCCACGAACAGCGACGUUGGCGGUGGCAAGAAUGGUGGGGGGGGUUCCGUGAGCUUCGGGGGGGGGUCUUCGCUCGGGCCUCGCGCGGUGACCCGGGAGGAUCUGACCAGGCUGGACAACGAGAUCGCGAACCUGAGCAAGACGGUCGAGCAGCUGACCGAGUGUCGUAUGGAGGUCGUGUUUGGCAAGAAGCGCAAAUCAGAACAAGAAUAA
Messenger RNA from Ectocarpus sp. CCAP 1310/34, 2352 nucleotides. The record is from the annotation of a GenBank genome assembly. NCBI's taxonomy places the organism in Eukaryota, Phaeophyceae, Ectocarpales, Ectocarpaceae.